Monascus purpureus is the source of this 2176-nucleotide messenger RNA. Lineage: Eukaryota; Fungi; Ascomycota; Eurotiomycetes; Eurotiales; Aspergillaceae. The record is from the annotation of a GenBank genome assembly.
AUGCUCCCCCGCCUGUCUCUGUUGACCGGCUUGCUGGCCGCCUCCGUGCAGGCAGCCAAUUCGGCCUGUCGAUGCUUCCCGGGCGAUGCUUGCUGGCCAUCCCCCGACGUCUGGGCCAAGUUCAAUGAGUCGGUGGACGGCCGGCUGAUUGCUACGGUGCCUCUCGGAAGGCCCUGCCAUGCGCCCUACUACAACGCUUCUGAAUGCGCGAUUCUUCGCGCUGGAUGGCAAUUGCCCGAGGAACACUAUGAAUCCUCGUCCUCCAUCAUGGCGCCCUGGUUCGCCAACGGCACCUGCGACCCCUUCCACCCGGUCUCCAAGCCGUGCACCCUGGGUAACUACGUCGUCUACGCCGUCAAUGUCUCCUCGCCCCAUCAUGUCUCCACGGCCGUGAAGUUCGCCGACACGCACAACAUCCGCGUGGUUGUGCGCAACACCGGCCACGACUACCAAGGCAAGUCCACGGGCGCCGGUGCUCUCGGCAUCUGGAUGCACAACCUCAAGGGCAUCCAAUUCCACGGCUACAACGACUCCCACUACACGGGCCCCGCUGUCACGUUGGGAGCGGGCGUGCAGGGUUUCGAGGUCUACGAGGCCGCCAACGCGCGCGGCUUCCAGUUCGUCGGCGGCGAGUGUCCCACCGUCGGCCCUGCCGGCGGAUACAGCCAAGGAGGCGGCCACUCGGCCUUGUCUUCGCGAUACGGUCUCGCCGCUGACCAGGUCCUCCGCUGGCAGGUCAUCGACGGCAAGGGCCGCUUCAUCACGGCCACGCGCGACAACGAGUACGCGGACCUGUACUGGGCGUUGAGCGGCGGCGGCGGCGGUACCUACGGCGUGGUGUGGUCGAUGACCUCCAAGGCCCACCCGUCCACGCCCGUGUCUGGCUUCAACCUGACCUUCACCAAUGCCGACAUCAGCCAGGACACCUUCUACCGCGCCGUUUCGCUGUACCAUAAGACGCUCCCGGCCCUUGUCGACGCGGGCGCCAUGAGCGUCUGGUAUUUCACCAACACCAGCUUCUCCAUCUCGCCGCUUACAGGCCCUGAUAUCCCCGUGGCGGACUUGGUCUCCCUGGUCAAGCCCUUCACGGACGGCCUGACGAGACUGGGCAUCAAGUACGAGUCCUUCUCGCGCCAGUUCUCCACCUAUCUGGACCAGUUCAGCACGAUGCAGGGCGAGAUCGGCGUCGGCCAGGCGCAGUACGGCGGCUGGCUGAUCCCGCGCUCGGUGGUGCUGAACAACAACGAAAACCUGACCGCGGCCUAUCGGUACAUCACCGAAGACGGCGGCACCUUCAUCGGCGUAGGCCUGAACGUCUCCCGCGCCCUGGUCGGCGAUGUCGACAACGCGGUCCUGCCGGCCUGGCGGGACGCCCUGAUCGAUACCACCAUCACAACCCCCUGGAAAUGGGACGCCCGGCAGGAGAUGCUGGUGGAGCAGCAGAAGAUGACCGACGAGUACAUCCAGCGGCUGACCGACCUGUCGCCGGACUCCGGGGCGUACAUGAACGAGGGCGACUUCCGCCAACCCAACUUCCAGAAGUACUUCUAUGGGGUCAACUACCCGAAGCUGCGCCAGAUCAAGGCCAAAUACGACCCCAACGACCUCUUCUACGCUCUGACGGCCGUUGGUUCCGACGAGUGGGCGCAGCUGAGCGACGGACGUCUCUGCCGAGCCAAGUCCGCGUGAGACGACCGGGCACCGUUAGCAGGUGGCUUGAAAUAGUCCAUUACUGCACAGAUCUCGGCCCUGUUCGGCGAAACAGCGCGUCUCCAUCCGGGAAGGCACAAUUUGCGGAUUGCCCCAUGGCGAUGCUACCAUGCUGUAGACGUGAAUGUACAUACGGAGUGGAGUGUAUAUGAUGUAGAAUAGACUAUCUAGAUCUAGUGGAGAGACCCAGAAGAAGAAGGGAAAAGAAAAAAAGAAAAAUCCUCCCGCAAGGAGUAUGAGACCCUGAUUCAGAAAAGGAAAAAAAAAAAAAAAAAAAGAACGCCGUCUAUGGAAGGAUUCUUUUAUUAUCAAGUGGACCUGCAUUAAGCUUCACGAUGGAGCUGAAAAACCCGCACUCUUCGCGCCUAUCCACUUAUAAUGGUAAGAGUGUUCAGCGGAAUGUCCGGCUCACUGGCGGCCCUGUAGCCGUAAUUUAGGAUCAAUUCAUUUGCAAGAAUCCUGCAUA